Messenger RNA from Talaromyces rugulosus, 2559 nucleotides. RefSeq lists its product as uncharacterized. Gene Ontology annotation, molecular function: protein binding. Lineage: Eukaryota; Fungi; Ascomycota; Eurotiomycetes; Eurotiales; Trichocomaceae. The transcript has a single exon. The record is from RefSeq and is a predicted model, not a curated record. Bases 1 to 2559 code for a protein of 852 amino acids.
AUGCUCCGUCAGGUAAUCAGAGGAGCUUGGCGAUAUCGUUAUCCGGCCUGCUCCCCGAGAUGCUGCAACACCACCAGGCCGCUUCUGCGACGCCCGUUCUCCGCCUCCGCAUCGCAAUAUGACGACCGAAACCUCGGACCGGGCGACAAGAUUCGCUUCUUCGAGCAGGAUACCGUGUCGAGCAAGGAACGGGUCGAGGUUAAUCCAGAUGCAGAGGACGCUGCGGAUCGAGAUGAGAUAAAAAAGGAACUGGAUAAGUUGGAUGAUGAUUUGGAAAUCUUGAAAAAGGGCCCUUUCGACGCCGAUAGUCCGUUUAUGAAAAGUCUUCCAGAGAAGGAUCGAAUCAUUGCGCUAGAGGCUUUCCGAAAGUACGAUGCUGAACACGGUCAAGAUGGCAGUGACGACGGUCCAGGACUUGAACAAAUCUUCGACCAAGAACUUGACGAUAUGAUUAAGGAGGAAUUCAAAGAUCUACAUGACGAAGCAGAAGAAAAUGCAGACCCCAAGAAUGUUUUAUCCACCGAGGAAGAGUCAGAAACAACACCUUCACAGGGCCAUCCUUAUGAAAUUCGAUUUUACAAUAUCCUCGAACAAGUGGCGAACGAACCCGAUACUUCAAAAAUCCAAAUGCUUUGGAGAUGGUAUCUACGCUGCAAAAACUCGGUUCCCUCGUUUCUCGAAUCGCUAUCACCAGAAAUCUUUCAGUUAUUAUGGAAAGCGCAGAUUCAAGAUCAGAAACCUUCAGCCAACCAGCUAAAUCAUGUACAAGCCCUCGUCAAGGAUAUCAAAUCCGUCGGGAGAGACCUUUCGCCGGACGAAACGCUUGAGUUUAUUGGAAUAGUGCAUUCCGCCGGCGACACCGAGAGAGCAUUGCAGAUGUGGGAAGAACAGCAGACCGCCAUCAGCAACGGUGAAGGGAACAUAGAUGCGUACUGGAACCUUGGCGUCCGGCUUUUUGCGGCAUAUGGUGAUCCGCAGAGAGCCCAAGAUAUUGCAUUCGCUUUUCUGUCGAGGAACGAAGGUCGUUCUGCGCGGAUAUUGAUUCCCAUUAUCAUGGCAUGGAUAGAGCAGGGCGAGAAAGACGCGCCUAACAAAGCCUGGGCCAGUUAUCUUCAACUCAGGACUCUCCUAGGCUUCGACAUGAAAAUGAAAGAUUACGAUGAAAUCACCAUCAGUUUCUUGAAAAGUGGCCAUAUUAAUCUUGCCCUGGCUGUCUUCAAAGACAUGAUGGUUACUGGGAAAGACCCGUCGAAUGACUCGACGCAGAUCUUCCAAAAGGCGAUUGGUCUUGCAGGGAAUAUGCACGCAAUGAGCAUCCGAGCGGAGGAUGUCAACAAGAUUUCGCUUUCUGCGUUGACCAUUCUACCCCGGCGCUUCCAAAAUAAGUUCUUCUACGCCAGUUGGAUGAAAAAGCUCAUUGGCAUGGGCGAGGUCGACUCUGCUGCGUCUGUGGUAGAACUAAUGUUUGAGAGAGGGAUCAGACCUGACGCAAUUCAUUUGAAUGGUAUCAUCGGAGGAUGGCUUCGUCACGGAACUACUUACUCCAGGGACAAAGCCGAACGACUUGGUUGGGCUAUGAUUCAGCACCGUAUCGACACUGUCUGGGCCAGACUCCAGCCUUUUCAGGAGUCGCCGAAACUAGACAUGCCCGAAGUAUCAGAUGGCAUUGAAAUACCAAAGUUUCUUGACAGGGGGAUUCCCCCGGCAAAUAUCGAAACCUUUUCUAUUCUCCUUCUUCACUACACCCGCCGCGGAGACGACGGCAUGAUUCGAUAUCUCAAUAAAUGCCUCGGUGAUGCUCAGAUUAAACCAAACUCGUACUUUAUGAACCAUCUUCUCUACGCUGAGCUGCGCAAACAUAAUAUCGAUGUUCUCUGGAAAGAGUUCAAAUCUAUGGCCGCCUAUGUCCGACCAGAUCUAGAAACCUUUGCCUGUCUCUGGGACUGUGGCAAACUUCAGUACGAUCGUUCCAGAAAGGAAUGGGAUCCAGAGUUCCCUUCUGCGCGCCAACUCUUCUCGUUGAUGAUGCAGUGGUUCAGCACCCUCAACCCGCAGGCACAGCAAUCGGCACAAGCAGAAUUCUCCAGGGAGCUCUACGAUCAGAUCACACUCUGUUUCAGCUUGUCCAAAGAUCCCUGCGGCACUUUAGUCUCGCUCUACGCGAUGAGAGACCUGUUCGGUCACUUCCCCGACGAGCAAACAGCACGCAUGCUCGUCUUGCAAAUCACCCGACUAUCCGGCAUCCCCGCAAGGACACCGCGCAAAGCUCGGCGCCGGUUAUUCUCUACCCCAGGCCAAAAGGAAAAAGCCGAGACCGUGCAAAGCUUACUGCGUAUUUUGGAGAGCGACAAGGCAGCCAUGCUCCAGGAACAGGGUCUGACAAUUGACCAGCUCAGUGACGAAGAGCGCAAGCAGUACCAACUAGAAAUCUUGAGUGAUCUUUUGGUUUCUAUUAUUGAGCGUACGGUUGGGGGAAAGGAGCAGGUCAAGGAGCAGCUUGUGGUGGCGAUGGAGGAAAUGGGCAUUAGUCUAGAUUUGCCGCUUCUGGGUUCGGGUUAA